Serendipita indica DSM 11827 is the source of this 1758-nucleotide messenger RNA. NCBI's taxonomy places the organism in Eukaryota, Fungi, Basidiomycota, Agaricomycetes, Sebacinales, Serendipitaceae. The record is from the annotation of a GenBank genome assembly.
AUGUCAGCGUUGAGGGCUUCCCAGCGCAUUCGUGAGACUCGCCAACAGUCCACUUCGACUAUUAUACAGGGGGGAUCAGAAAAAGCCACGCCCAAGGUCUGCACUCGACUUAGGAGUGCCCCCGUACCCAAAGGAGUGCAGCUCAUAGAGAUCCAAACGGGCCCUCAGAUCAAAGCCAAGAAAGCUGCGCCCGCUGGACGAGUAACGCCUGCCAGCCGUCCACCGUCAAAGCCUUCGACGUCCAUCGCAAGGGUCUUAAAGACACCUAUUCAAGUCAAACCUGUCAAUGUAUCUCCUGAAGCGGACAAUAGUCCUCAGUUUUUGCCCUCAGUGCGCAGCAGCAACUCUGGACGAAAGCGGCCUCGUGACGAUUCUGAGGAGAAUGAUGAUAGCGUGGUGGUGAGCCCUCGCAAGCGCAGAGCGCUAAACCGGACUCAGAGCUUCAUGGCAAGCCAACAGGAUGAAAUAGCAACAGAAUCUACCACGGUCGACAACGAGGUCAUCCAAAGCGAGGAUGCAAAGGACGCGACCAUCGCAGAACUUCGAGCCUAUGCGUCACAAGCCGACACUCGCAUCGCCGAGUUGAAGCGAGAUGUCAAAAGACUUCAAGCACAGGUGGGCAAUCUGCAGGCCUCUAAGUCGCUGCUCGCAGCCAAGCUCGGAGUGUCGAUCGACGAACGUUCCCCACUUGGCGAGACCGUCGAGCUACCUCCUCUAAAGGAUAAUCAAAUUACUCGUGGAGUAGGUCUUAUGGCAGAUUCUCCACGCUUUCUCGUCGAGGGCGAGCAGUUCGAAGUCAACGCUGGCGUGAUCACCUGUGGGGACGUCCUUGGUACUGGUGGAACGAGCAGCGUUAUCGCGGCAACGUUGAAGAGGUCGGAACGAGAUACGCCACCUGAACUUAUUGUGAUCAAGUCAGUCAAUCGCGAGCCGGGACAAGGACUCGACGCGAAGGUUCGGCGCGAAAUCCUGGCCUUGGAGAAGUUCAGCCCAUUAGGCGUAACUAGUCGACACAUCACGACGAUUGAGGCACGCAACUGCUUCGCAAUCGUCAUGGAGAGACACGUGACAACGUUGUGGGAUGUGCUCGAGCAAUACAAGUCUGAGCGAGGCUCCAAGGGGAUUCCAGCAAACCUGAUACAAGACCUCGCGCAUGAGUUGACACUCCUACUGGAUCAACUCCACAGAAUCGGGUGGACCCACAGAGACAUUAAGCCAGACAAUAUACUGGUGACGAAGUCCGGUCGACUACUCCUCUCUGAUAUGGGCAUUGCUGGCCCCGUCUCGGCCGUCUAUGGAGGAUAUUACGGGACGGAGGGUUUCAUUCCACCCGAGAUCGCAAAUAAACAGCCAGAACAGUACACAAACCUGGCUCACGACGUCUGGGCCCUUGGGGCUACCCUGCUCUGGAUGGCUGGCACGGUUUUGGAGAAUCAGAACGAUCCAAGGAAGGCUAGCCAGAAGAAAUUAAACAAGGUGAUCGCAAAGGCCUUUCCACAGCAACCCAAUGCACGCGAUUUCGUGCAGAAAUGCCUCCAAAAGAACCCAAAGAAGAGAAUGACUCUACAGCAAGCUCUCGAGCAUUCGUGGAUUGCCAAUUGCCCGUCUGGGUUCCCUGAGGAAGGACCAUGGAUGAAUAUCUGCGAGCACGUACCCAGAAGCUGUUCUCUGGCCCACGUGGAGAGACCGUUCGUGCUGGACCUCGGCCCAGGACCCUACUAUGAGCUGGAGGUUGUUGGAACACCUGGGGCAUCGUAG